AUGGCCUUCUUGCCCCGCAACUUCUACAAUCCCGACGCGUCCUUCACCCCCCUCUUCCGGCUCCUCGACGAGUUCGACACCUACUCGCGCCCCGUCAACGGAAACGGACAUCAUCGGCGCUCGGCGCUGCCUGUCUGGCAGCCCAAGUUCGACGUCCGAGAGACCGGUCAACGCUAUGAGCUCCACGGCGAGCUCCCGGGCAUGAGCAAGGACCAGGUCCGGAUCGAGUUCACCGAGCCGCAGACGAUGGUCGUGCGCGGCCGCGUCGAGCGGGCCUACACUACCGGCACCGCACCUACUGGAUUGCUGGAGGACGCAGCGCAAAGCAAGGCCAUCACGGAGGGCGGAAACGAGCGGACCAGCCAGUCGCAUCAAGCCAGUGUGGAAGACGAGGGCGCCGACGCCGCCACGAGCUCCGGCGCCGAGGUCGUCGACAAGAAGACGGAUGUAGCCGCCAAAGAGCCCGCUGACACGGCCAAGUACUGGCUUUCCGAGCGUAGCGUGGGAGAAUUCUCCCGCACGUUCAACUUCCCCGGCAGCAUUGACCAGGACGCCGUCAGCGCGAGCUUCAAGGACGGCAUCCUGAGUAUUGCCGUACCCAAGGCGAAGAGGCACGGGUCGCGCCGCAUCACCAUCAAGUAA
Molecule: messenger RNA, 642 nt
Organism: Purpureocillium lilacinum
Lineage: Eukaryota; Fungi; Ascomycota; Sordariomycetes; Hypocreales; Ophiocordycipitaceae
Biological process (GO): protein complex oligomerization; protein folding; response to heat
Source: RefSeq, a predicted model, not a curated record